GUAGACUUGAGGAGUUCCAUUGAGUGGUCACAAUCGGCCCGACUACGGCUGGUGUUCCCACAGUGGGACCUGAGCUGCCAACGUUGGAGCGUCAGUGAGCAAGUAAGAUGUGGCCGUAGGGAGGGGCCUCGGUGAGCAGGCUGAGCCCCUUAUGGAGCCCACCAACCACCGCAUUGCCUUAACUCGAGCCAAGCCUCGCCUUAUCAACAACGCAACUUUCUUCUUCCAUGUUCCAUUCACCCCUUUCAACACCUGCUGAACCGAAGCCUUCACACAGAAAUCAUUCAGUCACAAAUCUCAGCUCAAGCAAAAUGAUGUCGGGUCUUCAACAGCAAAUACUAAAGGAAGGGAUAAACAAAAAAAGGGCUGUCACUAAAAGAAGGAAAAAAAAAAGAGAGAGAGGCAAUCUUCGGACAUUGGUGGAACGUAAUCCGGAGUUGGUCUUGGAGGAUUUCGUGGUGAAGUACCGGCGUUCUGAGCACCUACAUACUACACUUGAUGAGAUGAUGAAUCAGAUCCUACAAUCUCGUUGCUGCAGUCGGAUACGCCGUCGUGAUAUUCUCGUCCAAGAGAAUAGUCCGAACACGAACGAGAACAAGCUGCUAGGGGUGGUUUGCCUUCCACUGAAGGGUGCUGAGAGUGAUACACCCAAAGAACAUCUGACACGCGAUCCCGAAGGUUACUUCGCUUUUCUCAUGGUAAAACGCGUGAUCAUGCAUCCUCUUUUCUUGUCUUCUGCUAACGUCCGAACCCAACAGGCACUCGCCGAAGCUGGUGCCAUGAAUAGAGAGGCUCCAUUCGCCCCAGAGAAGCAGGCGUUAAUCGUUAAGUACUGGCCGGGAAACCAGAUUAUAGGAGCCGCGAAUUUGCUUCUAAAUAUCAAACCCCUCAUCCUAGGACUGGCUUCUUGUGUGAUCCUUGAAAAAUACCGCCAAAACGCUUCCAGGCCACAAUCGAAGACGCGGGAAUGUCUCGAACCAGACUUUGAGUCGUUCUUCGGCCGUCAAUUAAGCGUGGAUGAUGUGAGGAGCACAGUAGAAGAUAACUACAAAGCCUUCAAGGAACUACGCAAGCAACAGCUCAUAUCUUGCGGGAUAAAAGAUUCAGAUAUGGAGCUUUACCUCCCAACCAGUGGGGAUGCGGAUAGACAAAUCACGGUGUUUGUCCUAGUCAAUGCGAUGAUAGUGUUGUUCAACGAGGAAGAUUAUGCCAUUCGAGAGGUGUGGGCCAAUGCCACGCAAGCCAUGAUUGAGAAAUCCCCCACGGAUACGCAUGUAGAGAAGCAAUUCUGGGGAAUCAAAGACAGCCGAUUACAGAGGUAGAUGCGAUGGUGGAUUGACAGGAAAGCCGAAGCGAAGGACGAAGGAAGGUUUGAGAGACCUUUUUGCAACGCAAAGUAUUAUUUACCUACCCGAAAGUAGCCCGGUCCUGACAGUUUGUUUUCCAAUGGCAAUAGACAAAUGCGAUGCAAUCGCAGCCCUAUAAUUAUGCUUUAUUCUAACUUAAUUGAACUCCGUGUGUACUACGAAUAUAGUAGAAUUAGCACACAAAGCGCACGCGCUCCUGAGGCAACGGUUCUGUUGAAAGUGUAUGUGUUCAAGGAGUCAUUGCAUGUAUUGUACGGAUCAAGGGGCACGCAAGGGACACGAAGGUCAUGUUCAUGGUUCAUGGAUAUAAGGAGGCCUUCCCACCUUCACUCAUCAAGUAGUUUAGUUGAAUGUAACGUUCAAUUUU
This is a messenger RNA of Xylaria bambusicola, 1734 nucleotides long. RefSeq lists its product as uncharacterized. The record is from RefSeq and is a predicted model, not a curated record. The coding region runs from base 228 to 1322 and encodes 364 amino acids. Lineage: Eukaryota; Fungi; Ascomycota; Sordariomycetes; Xylariales; Xylariaceae. The transcript has a single exon.